This is a messenger RNA of Phyllostomus discolor (pale spear-nosed bat), 12942 nucleotides long. RefSeq names its product basonuclin 2 (gene BNC2). Gene Ontology annotation, biological process: regulation of DNA-templated transcription. Lineage: Eukaryota; Metazoa; Chordata; Mammalia; Chiroptera; Phyllostomidae. The record is from RefSeq and is a predicted model, not a curated record. Bases 279 to 3695 code for a protein of 1138 amino acids. The transcript is spliced from 9 exons. Gene Ontology annotation, cellular component: nucleus.
CCAGGGGAACGCUGCAAGCUUCGACUUGGGGAACGAAGGCGACCCGGGGCGCGUGUGUAAAUCAGUCACCUGAGCGCAGAGGGGCCGCGGCGAGGGCGCGCGCGGGCGGGCGGGGAGAGGCGGAGGCGGCUCAAGCGGCGGCCGGGAGGAAACCGGGAGGGGGAGGGAAAGAAAGGCCGAGACUGAAGGAGCGAGAGGCGGCCGAGGGGCUGGUCCAGGCACGGCCGCUAAGAGGAGACCAAGAGGCGGGGGCUGCACUUGACAACCAGCAUGCCGAGAUGAUCAACAAAAGGAAUUCUUGGGUCCUAGAGACCAAAGAAAGAAUCAGCAGGAGUGCCCAGGGUGAAUUGAUGGAUUGGAGAGCCUGGCUGUCAGAAGAGGCAGAAGUGGAUGUGAGAGAAAGAGAGACACAGAGAGACAGAGAGCCAAAGAGGGCAAGAGACUUGACUUUAAGAGACUCCUGUACUGACAACUCCAUGCAGUUCGGAACCAGAACGACUGCGGCUGAACCAGGGUUCAUGGGGACAUGGCAAAACGCUGAUACUAACCUUUUAUUCAGAAUGUCCCAACAGGUUCCAGUGGCAUGUGCUGGCAGAGUGCUGGGUGCAGACUUCUGCCCAAACCUGGAGGAACCAGACCAGAGGCUGGAAGUCCAGGCCAUCCGUUGCACACUGGUAAACUGCACGUGUGAAUGUUUUCAGCCGGGGAAGAUUAACCUGAGGACUUGCGAUCAGUGUAAACAUGGCUGGGUGGCACAUGCCUUGGAUAAGCUCAGCACCCAGCACCUGUACCACCCCACGCAAGUGGAGAUUGUGCAGUCCAACGUAGUGUUCGACAUCAGCAGCCUGAUGCUCUAUGGGACACAAGCGGUGCCCGUGCGGCUAAAGAUCCUGCUGGACCGUCUCUUCAGUGUCCUGAAGCAAGAGGAGGUGCUACACAUCCUGCACGGCCUGGGCUGGACUCUGCGGGACUAUGUUCGAGGGUACAUCCUUCAGGAUGCUGCCGGCAAGGUGCUGGACCGCUGGGCCAUCAUGUCUCGAGAAGAGGAAAUCAUCACCCUUCAGCAGUUUCUGCGGUUUGGAGAAACUAAAUCCAUUGUAGAGCUGAUGGCAAUUCAGGAGAAGGAAGGGCAGGCCGUGGCUGUACCAUCUUCAAAGACAGACUCAGACAUAAGGACUUUCAUUGAGAGCAAUAAUCGCACCAGGAGUCCCAGCCUCCUUGCUCACCUAGAGAACAGCAACCCUUCCAGCAUUCAUCACUUCGAAAACAUCCCCAACAGCCUUGCAUUUCUGCUUCCAUUCCAGUACAUAAACCCAGUCUCAGCCCCACUGCUAGGGUUGCCACCAAAUGGGCUACUGUUAGAGCAGCCAGGACUGAGGCUGCGGGAACCAAGCCUGUCAACCCAGAAUGAAUAUAAUGAGAGCAGCGAAUCUGAAGUAUCUCCUACACCUUAUAAGAACGAUCAGACUCCCAGUAGAAACGCCUUGACCAGCAUUACUAACGUGGAGCCCAAAACUGAGCCACCCUGCGUAUCACCCAUUCAGAAUUCUGCCCCAGUCAGUGAUCUGACCAAAACUGAACACCCAAAAAGUUCAUUCCGGAUUCACCGGAUGAGAAGAAUGGGGUCAGCCUCUAGGAAAGGAAGAGUGUUCUGUAAUGCUUGUGGGAAGACAUUCUAUGAUAAAGGUACUCUCAAAAUUCAUUAUAAUGCUGUUCACCUGAAGAUCAAACAUCGAUGCACCAUUGAAGGUUGCAACAUGGUCUUUAGCUCCCUCCGAAGCCGUAAUCGCCACAGUGCAAACCCCAACCCCCGCCUUCACAUGCCUAUGCUGAGGAAUAACCGAGACAAAGAUUUAAUUCGGGCCACGUCAGGAGCUGCCACCCCCGUCAUAGCAAGUACAAAAUCAAAUCUCACACUCACCAGUCCUGGCCGUCCCCCAAUGGGUUUUACCACUCCCCCACUAGAUCCUGUUUUACAGAGUCCUCUGCCUAGUCAGCUGGUAUUUUCUGGGCUAAAGACUGUCCAACCAGUUCCUCCAUUUUACAGAAGUUUACUCACUCCAGGAGAAAUGGUGAGCCCUCCCACCUCCAUUCCAACCAGUCCCAUCAUUCCAUCCAGUGGUACCAUAGAGCAGCACCCACCACCACCCUCUGAGCCAGCAGCACCAGUAGUGAUGAUGGCCACUCAUGAGCCCAGUGUUGACCUGGCCCCCAAGAAGAAGCCCAGGAAGUCCAGCAUGCCUGUGAAGAUUGAAAAAGAAAUUAUUGAUACUGCUGAUGAGUUUGAUGAUGAAGAUGAUGACCCAAAUGAUGCUGGAGCUGUGGUAAAUGACGUGAGCCACGACAAUCAUUGCCACUCCCAAGAGGAGAUGAGUCCAGGCAUGUCAGUGAAGGACUUUUCUAAGCAUAGCAGGUCCCGGUGUAUUUCAAGGACUGAAAUAAGAAGGGCUGACAGCAUGACUUCUGAGGAUCAAGAACCUGAGCGGGAUUAUGAGAAUGAGUCUGAGUCUUCAGAGCCCAAACUAGGUGAGGAGUCCAUGGAGGGGGAUGAGCACAUUCACAGUGAAGUGAGUGAGAAAGUCCUGAUGAACAGUGAGAGGCCUGACGAGAACCACAGUGAGCCCUCUCACCAGGACAUCAUCAAGGUGAAGGAAGAAUUCACAGAUCCCACUUACGACAUGUUUUACAUGAGCCAGUAUGGACUGUACAAUGGUGGGGGAGCCAGCAUGGCUGCCCUGCACGAAAGUUUUACAUCGUCUCUGAAUUACGGCAGCCCUCAAAAGUUCUCCCCAGAAGGUGACCUGUGUUCUAGCCCUGACCCCAAAAUCUGUUAUGUGUGCAAGAAGAGUUUCAAAAGCUCCUACAGUGUGAAGCUUCACUAUAGGAACGUUCACUUAAAAGAGAUGCAUGUCUGCACAGUGGCUGGCUGCAACGCUGCCUUCCCCUCUCGCCGAAGCCGAGACAGAAACAGAAACUUACGGAUGGAAAGAACCGUAGGUCCAGGACAUCGAGACAGCCUGCAUCUCCGUAGACACAGUGCCAACAUAAAUCUGCAUCGUAAACUGUUGACCAAAGAACUCGAUGACAUGGGCCUGGACUCAUCGUCGCAGCCCUCCCUUAGCAAGGACCUCCGGGAUGAAUUUUUGAUGAAGAUCUAUGGAGCCCACCACCCCAUGGGGCUCGACGUCAGGGAAGAUGCCUCCUCUCCCGCAGGGACGGAAGACUCCCACCUGAACGGGUAUGGGAGAGGCAUGGCGGAGGACUAUAUGGUCCUUGACCUGAGCACCACCUCCAGCCUCCAGUCCAGCAGCAGCAUCCAUUCCUCCAGAGAAUCCGACGCAGGCAGCGACGAGGGGAUUCUUCUUGACGACAUUGACGGGGCGAGUGACAGUGGGGAGUCGGCGCACAAGGCCGAGGCCCCUGCCCUCCCUGGCAGCCUAGGGGCUGAAGUUUCAGGAUCUCUGAUGUUCAACAGUUUGUCCGGGAGCAAUGGUGGGAUUAUGUGCAACAUUUGCCACAAAAUGUACAGCAACAAGGGGACCCUGAGAGUGCACUACAAAACUGUGCAUUUGCGAGAAAUGCACAAGUGCAAAGUCCCUGGUUGCAAUAUGAUGUUUUCCUCUGUGCGAAGCCGAAAUCGGCACAGUCAGAACCCUAAUCUCCACAAAAACAUUCCCUUCACUUCAGUAGAUUAGUCUCAGAACGGACACUACAAAUGCCAGCUCUCACCAGACGGCCUACAUAUUUGAACUGCCACAGUCAGUGUGUGCUUGUGUAUUUCAGUGUGUGUGUGUAUACACAUGUAUGCCUCUCCAUUCAUACACACACACACCUAUUUUCUUUUCUUUAGAUAUAAAAAGAUAAACACUAAGUGCUUUUGAAACUUUUUUUCCUUUAUAGUUUUGGAAAAGGUGGGAGGGAUCUUUCAUUCAGGGGUGAAAACUAAGUACCCUUUAAAUACACAUACACACACAUGCACACACACACACACACACACACAGCGUUCAAGUAGCCCAAAUUUUGACAAUAAUAAUUCCUGGUCCUCUCCAAAGAGACAGUUUGUACCCAUGACUGUUGCCUGCAAAUAAAAUAAAAGGGAAAAAAAGAAAAAAAGAAACAAGGAACUUCUGAAUAGGUGUCUUUUGUGAAUUUGAAGGUUUUGAGAGAAUCUUCAACUAAAGCAUGGCAGAUUCACCUGUAAAUAUUUAGCCUUGAGAGGCCAAUGAUGUAAAACAAUUGUAUUGAUGUUGUUUAACUCUUUUGUUUAAUUUUUACAGUUACAUCCCGCUGUUAGAUAUGCAGGAAAAAAUAGUUUGCUGGCUAGCUCUAUUCAUUUAUGUUAGCAUUAAUGCACAUUUAAAAAAAAACCAUGGUCUUGUUUUUACUACCUGCUAGAUAUAGUGAUGAAGAGGUGCUGGCAUGCUUUUCAGCACAGAUCUGAUUUUUUUAAAUGUCCUGUACUAGUACAUAAAUCCAGUCAUGCACUUUUUUUCAUACACUACAAGGGGAUGUGUAAUAUCCAUGCUUCUUUUUAUCCUUAAACUAUUGCCAUACUUCAAAUAAGUGUCUUUUAAAAAAAUUCACUUGUAUAAAAAUGGUCUGGUCAGUAUAGGGCACAAAUGCCAAACAAAAGUAUUAGUGUUAACACAAAACUGCCAACUUUGCACAAGUUUCCAGAAAAGAAAAUACAAUUAGUCACUCAACAUAACCACAGGCCAAUUUGUCGGCCACCAGAAAACCGCUUAAAAAAAAACACUUGGUGAUUCUUUCAAGUGCCGAAUGUUAUUAGAAUCAACAUUGCAUCCUUCUUGCUUAUAUGUUAAGUUACAUAAAAGGAAAACAAAAUUAUGUGGUGUGAAACAGCCAAGGCAUUUAUUCUUUAGAGGCAGGAUAAUAUUUCAGGAUACAAAAGCCCAAAUUACUCACUGUGGAACAAAGCUGCAUACAGCAGAAGGGUUGAACACAUUUCCAAGGACCUAACCCUUAUCCUUUAAAAGAAAAAAAGUCCAAACUGGGCUGGUCUGUUGUGUGGCUGUCUAAUCUGACGCAAGUUCUUCAGCAGCAGUGUGAUUCAGCCCGUUUGAUAGACAAAAUCGAAAGACAUUUAACAGCAGCCGUACUUUGAAGCUUUGAAAACACGUGCUGAACUUGAAUUGAGCAACACUCCUUUCUGAAAAGCCAGAAGAACAGGGGUUUAAAACAGGAUCUCUCACUGUUUAGUGUUCUACGCUUCCCCCACACGAUUUGGCAGAAAAAAAUGAAAGCAAGCCUAAAACCAAGCAAUUGAGAGUGAGAAGGGGGAGGGUGGGGAGAUGAUUCUCCAAAGCUUUUUUGUUUUGUUUUGUUUUGUUUCCGAUGUUUACACAUGUUGCCUGAGCUGGUUAACCACAUCGGCAGCCUCAGCUACCACAACAUACUGACUAAAUGAUGAUAUUUACUCAAGUUCAGUCGGCAGCCAAAACCAUUAGGGUGUGCAGUGCAGACUGUGUUGUGUUGUUUUUGGUUUUUUGUUUUUUUUUUAAGUGAAGGGGGGAGAGAUAAACAAGGAAUAUGUUGUCAAACAGUACACAGUAAUUUCAAGAGAAUGUAUUUCUUUUUUGCAUUUAAUGGCCUCAAACAUUUCUCAUUAGUCUAAAAGUUAGAAAUACCCCCUUUGUUUUAACUUUUCAUGUCAUUUCCAUUUUUCAUAUGUUUUGUAAUUAUUUUUUUCUGUGUUCACAUCAGCACUCACUUCCGUUAAAUUUGCCAAAGGAAACUGUUAAUAUGUUUCUGUUGUUAUUAUUCCUAUAGGAUUUAUUGUGCCUCACAGUAUUUAUUGUUUCCAAAAAGAAGCAUCAAUAGUUGAGAAUUCAGUAUUUUUAUUUGUGAAAAGUUCAGAAACAAUAGAUUCUUAAAGAUAAGCUACAUGUGUCUAUUAGCUUUAUCUUUUCAUCUCCUUCAGAGAAUGCUUUGUGGUUCCUUUAAUUCAUCACCUGUUCUACCAUGAGGAAAAACCAAAAUUACUUGCAGUACAAAAGAAACCUUAUUAAACACUAUAUCUCUUAAAUGACAAAUGUUUACGGUAAAAAGCUGAGGAAUUAGUAAUAACCAUUUUUGUUUUCUUGUACCUUUGAAUUUCCCAAAGUCUUAAUUACUUUAUUUUCAUGUUUUGUUAAAUUGAAUAGACAGAGAUGUUUUCUUUUGUUUUAUACCAUAUAAGACUCUGUACAGUAUGUUUGUGAAAGAUUGAACUAGAAUAAUGAAAGUUUGUUUGCAAACAUUUUGGUCCUCUUAGCGUUCUCUCUGUUGCGCUGUUGCCCCAUUAUCAGAUGGUUCAGUUCAAAAAGGGUGGGGGAAAUACUGUGUCCCAACAAAAGAUUUUAGAAACACUAGCUUUUGGAGUGUGCAUAGAGAGAAUUAUACCCAGUUUUAUGAAAUAACACACUUUUAUUUUAGCAACUUUAAAAGUUACACUCUUGGUUGAGAUAUGUGAAUUCAUCUUGUACAAAAUCAGUGUUUGGUCUGUUUAAUUUAAUGUCAACUAAAAGGUCAGAUAGCCCUGGUGAGUGAAUUACAUAGCUGUCAGCAGGUCACAUCAGCAGAUGAACUGGGUUCAGAGCUCAUGUUUGUUACUUGCCACACACUGGGCUAAUGUGGAUAGCCAGUUACAAGACCAGAAGCAGUGAGAUUCUCAAAGUGGUAUUUUUCUUAUGCUCAGAAACAUAAAAGUGCAGCUGCAUUUUGUCAGAGAAAUGGCAAUGGCAAUGAGUCCUAGAAAUUCACCCUGUCUAAGUAUCUUCUCUCCGACUUGCUACUAUUCCUGUGCCUCCAGCGCCUGAAUGUAAUGGUGGCCUUCUGAAGGGGUGAAUAUUUUCCAGUGCGAAACCUGUUUGCUUAAUAGGGGUGGGGGGUGCGGGUAGAAGUGGUACAUGACAGGUACAGUCAUGAAAUGUGCAAUGCCUUUAGUCCCAAAGUGUUGCUUGUUCUUGGGUGUGUGCCUGAGUGCAGUGUGGAAAUGACAAGUCUGGUCACGAUGGUGAUCCCAAGGUUUGUUUGCAAACAGGAAGUAGUAAGAGACCAGCAUUUCCAUCACUGAGCCCUUCCUCUUGCUCAGUCCUACGCAUUUGUUUUCUCACACAGAUUCCUAUUGUGAGAUAGUUUCUCUCUGGCUGCAUCUGUUCUAUACUGGCUGAAAAUUAAUGGUGACGCUGACUUUCCUCUAAGCAGCUUUCCCCCAUUUCGUUGGUCUUAAUCAGAGUUUUGUCCCAGGUACAAAAUUAGGUAGUGUUAUUGAUGUGCAUGUUUAGUAGGCGAUGUUGAAACUUACCGAUUUGAUCGUUUUAUUUUAAACUAUUUUUGUGACUAUCAGAAAAGCUUCUUCUUCUGCUAUGGAGAAUAUGGGCAUGCUAUGGAGGGGUGUGACAAAGAACAGGGAAACAGCUGGGUAGUGAGUAAUUUGAUUUUUAAAAUGUGAUCAGAACCUUGACACUCCUGGCUCUGCUAUUAUCUGUAUUGAAAUAAUUCAAUGCAGUGUAACACAUUUCAGGUCUUGGUCCAGCCACCCAGUUCAGCCUCCUGCCUUUUAAAGGUUAAGAGGUGUUAAUAUUUUCCUUCUCAAUAUGAUAAACAUCUUUUUAAAAAAUGUUUUCAGCACAAGGGUGCCACUGUCUUUGCAGUGUAUGACUCCUUUUCUUGGGAAUUUCCAGGCCAUGUCAGUAAGAGGAGGAAGGUGCUCAACUGGUUAACAGCCCCAUUAGUGUAUACACUGCUCUUGGAAAAAAGGGGGGAAAAAAAGCUUUGACUAUAUGAAGAAUGGGCUGUUCCACAGACAUUCUCCUCGUUUUACUCAGGAGCAACCAUGCAUUAGGUUCUCACCAAAUAAAAUAAAUGUGAUCUUUUGUUCCCCAUCCCGUGUACGCACCCCAGAUGUGUGCCAGGCAGAUGAGAAUGGGGGCCCUUGGCAAUGAGAACAUGAAGCCAGUAACCAGAUGGAGGUGGACAUGCCGCUGACUACUAACAGUUGGCCUGAGCAGCCCUAACUUGUACUUGGCCUGUUAGUGUUGAGUUAGAUUGACUAACAGAGUAAAUGAAACUCAACUUUAAAAAGACAUGCUACAUCUGCUAUCAUAAAGAAACAAAUCACCCAGAAAAAAACUUACAUUCUUUCUAUCGAUGCAUUACUUUUCUCAAGAACUUCUUUUUUAAAAUUAUGACUAGCAAAUUUCAUUUUUAAAGAAUCACUUAUAUUCCCCCAAACUCAGAAUGUUAAUAUAAAAGAAUUUAGUUUUUCUUUCUCAUUCUUUGUUUUUUAAUGGGGUGGGGGCAUCUCAACAAGUAAGAAGGACAAUAAGAGGCAGGGGCCAGGGAGACUGGAGGGCAUCACGGCUUUCCCAAAAGCCCAGGGAGUAAGGCAUACUCAGUAGAGGACUCGUGCCUGUCCUGUUUGAGAGUAGCUACAAAAGAAAAGAGGUGAUGCACUAGAAGUGCGUUCAAGAGAAAAGUGUGGCACAACCCUGCCCAGCAGUGGGUGAAACCAUUGAGAUGCAGUGCCCCGUGACAGGUGCAGCACCGAACCCCAGUCUGAGGACUGAGGAAAACAAGAGCAGCUACGUGAAAUAGCUCAAGUGCCUUAGGACCAGGAGAACCAACAAGGCAUUUGUGGGGUGGCGGGGUCAGGUGGGAGGGGUUCUUACUCUCUCUUUGGAGUGGGAAGUGAUGCUGGAGUCCCUUAGGAAGCAAAAAGAUGUGAUGGGUCAACCUAGGGUAUAGCAAAGGCCGUGGUCGAACCUAGCUCUGACCGUGACAAGUGGAGUGGCAGUUAGGGGUAGCCAGCACAGAUCUGUUCUUUUCCAUCAUUAUUUUUGCUCGCCCCUGUAGCUAAGGUUGUAAUGCUACUCAGCUAAAGUUCUCUUGAUCAAGAUGUGUGCUCAUUUACCUUCCUACGAAGCAUCCCCAAGUAACUUCUCUGUUUUCACAUCUUCCCUCAAAGCUCAACUGUGUGCUGUAAUCUUAUUUAGGUCAGUAUUAAGGCCACAUCUGAUCUGUCCCAGACUCAUUUCCGUAUUUUCUAUAGUUGGAGAGUUGCUCACUGUAAAUGGUAAUUUUCAAUUAGUGUUAUGUAAAUCCAGCUAUAAAACUGAGCAGUGAAUUAAUUUAUCAUCACUGUUGCCCAGACCCCCAUUCAUCCUUCUGUCAUCCUUAUUGCCCUCACGUCUGCACAAAGUGAUGUUUGUGGUCAUUUGGCAAUAGCUGGACAUCAGUACUGUCUUUUGGCAUUUGUUGAAAAAUCCAAAUGCCUAAUAACAGGGAGUUUUAAAAUAAGCAUUUUUACAAGUACACUGAAUUGGAUCAGCAUUAUUAUUGGUCUGUAUGUAUUUUUGGAACAACAUACUAUCGUUGUCAUAAAACUAUCUUUAUUCUUCUUCUCUAAAAUGUUGUAAAUUCAUUUGACCUUUACUGCAAAAAAAAAAAUCUUUUUUUUAUAUAGAGUAUCAAGACAAGGUUCAGUUUGUAACAAAUAAUGGACCAUUACAAAAGAGGAAAGGGAAAAGCCUGGGCUGAGCAGUGAGAAGCUUCAGUUCAAUUUCACCUCAUAUCUUUCUAAUAACUUACUUGUCACUUUAUUACCUUCCAGUAAUGUGAACGCUGCUGACAAGACUGUCACACUAACAGCAGACAACACCCUCUCUGCCUCAGCCCCAGCUCUCCUGGCUACUUAUUGCCCUGGCCCUGAAGGGACACAAACUAAUAGUGUGCUUUCCCGUUCAGCACUUGGCCAUCAAAUAUAAAAGGAUGCGUAAUUGCCUGUUUAUCCCUUGUGAAGGGGAAAUUGAGUACAAGGGCUAGGCUUUCCCACUGAGCUCCCUGAGGUACAAACAUUCACAAUCAGUCUCCCCCCCCACCCUUCUUCCACUUCUCCCCACCCCCUACCCCCGGCCCCACCACUUAAGCUCACACACACACACACCCCUACGAAACUGCAUCUUUGGUAAGCCCAGGGCUGCCUCUAGAUGUCCUCUCCAGCUAUUAAGUGGAUGGUAACAAGAUGACUUCUAAAAUAAAGGGUCAGUAGAGAGAUGCUGGCUCUGACAGCAUUCUCUGCAUCUUUGGAGCUUAAGUGUGUACUUGCUCGCCCAUCCUUCCGGGGAGAACUGGGUGUGGCCUUCGAAUUAAAGCAAAGUUUCCCACAAGCCAGUGGCACACACAGCAUCAGGUUGCCCCAUAAUCUCCAAGGACAGCAUUAAAACAUAUUUCUUCCCCUUCAAAAAGUUCACAUUGUAAACAAAGUUAUUGUAUAGGGUGGUAAAAAAAAAGUGUCCUGUUGUUUUUAGCUUUGGCAACCAACCAUCGGUCUAAGUGAGCACACGUGUCUCUCAGUGGAACUAACCCCCAUUUUGUUAAACUGCACUGACGGGGUGACAGGAAGGGUAUGGGGAUUUCGACUUUAAUCUCUAAAACGGAGACUACCUAUACAUACAAGUUAAACUCUCCACUUUGGGAGAAUUCUCGUGGAGUACAAGUAGAGUGACUUGACUUUACUCUAAAACCAGGUGAUGAGGGGACACAGGCACAAAGGAAGAACAUGUGGAAGUGUUAUAUUCCAAAAUGCUCUGAGUCCAGAUAACGUGGAGGUACUGCGUUUGGCUGCAAUUUUUGUAUAUCGAACUACUUGCAUGAUGGUUGAAAAGGGCUAGUUGGUAAAGAAAUGAAGUGCACAGUCUAUUUGUGAGCCUUCCGCAUGGAGCUCAGGGACUCCAUGCUUCCCGCUGCCCCACCGCAGGUCUGAUGGAUGCUGUUGACCGGGGCCAUGGCCAGCCACAUUGCAAAUACAUUCUCAACCAAGUAAGACACAUGUGGGGGUCACCUUUUGAGGUUGACUCGUGGGAAGAGAGAACAGUAGAUUUAGAGAUAGACAACUGAACAGGUCUCAUCUGACAAACCUGUGCUGAGUAAUUUCAUUAACCAGUCGGAGCACUGGGGAGAAAAGCACUUUGAGCAAGGGUUCUUGGAGUCAGAGGAAAAGCACUUAACCUGAUGUUUUUUAAGUUCCUCCUGUACGUAUGUAUUACAAUAAUUUCUCAAACAUCACAUUAGAAACUUUAAUUAAAAACUCAGUUGCCAAAAUUGCACAGAUUCUGCUAAUAUUACUAUUAGCAUUUCUUCCUUUAAAGAACAGGGAUGCGUAAGGACAUUUCUAAUUUUUAAUGCUUUCUUUAGCUUCAUUUUUUAAAAAUAAUCUUUGAAGAGAAGGAAGAACAGGUUAUUUUAACAAAAAUGGAGAGACAUAGUAUAAAAAUAUAUUUCUUGAAGAGAGAAGAGUAUCUAAGUGCUAUACCAAGACUUUAUAUGGCUUCCUGUUGCCAAAUAUGAUGUUGAAAUAAUGCACAACUACAAUGGCAAAUCAAGCCAUUAGUAACCAGCUCUGUGCACUCCUGUUAGGGAACGCAAGGACUGGGAGGUGACGAGGGAGCCCCUUAGGGUGUGAGAGAGCUGCACUCAUCUGGCCCUGCAACUGUUCCCCAAAAGAGGGGGAGGAACCCCUGCACCCUUGUAGUUUCCCUGCAACGUGAGCUGACUGGCACUGUUUCUGUAGGAGGCUCGCUGCCUGCCUUUUCCGUGCUAGGAGACAUGGCGUCUCCCGCCCGUGAGAAGCAUUGAUUCAUGAGGUAUGAUGUUCUUGAACUCCCAGUGUGCUGAGUUAAUAGGUUCACUUGAGAUGUAUAAACCAAGGUUGAUUGUUUAUUUUUUUUCAUCUAGUACUCAAUUUGAAGCGUUUUUGCAUGUCUUUGUACAGAGUAAUCCAUUCCUCUCAUUGCCUAUCUUAAUCUCCCCUGACUUUUCCAUUAUCUUUCCACUCCCUCCCGUUGCUCUUCUGAUCUCACCCACCCCCUUAAAAAAAAAAAAAACAAAAAAAAAACAAACUCUUUUUUGAAGCAAGAAGGUAGAACAUGCCUUCAUCCUGACUUUGAUCGCUUUGGAAACAUUUGUAUGCUCUGCCCUGUCCAGGGUUUACAUAACAUGAAUUAAGUGAAUGAGAUGUUCUAGUAUUAUAUAUUAACCUGAUAUGACUAUCGAAGAUUUAUAAUAUAUGGUGCACUUACUUUCCUGUGCAAACUUUGGUUCAGCUGCCCUGCAGAGAAUCUUACCAUUUCCCUACCGAUGCCAGUAUGAAACAUGCAGGAGAGCUAAAAGUGGGUACACGGAGAUCAGAGGAGGGGAACAAAGUGGAGAAACCAGGAGAAGGCUGUACUCUGAGGCCGCCUGGGCCUUUCCUCAAAGGUGGAGGUGAACUGGAGUUCUGGGGAAGAAAGUGCUGUGUUCUCUACUGCUGAUCGUGGGCAAGUCCUUUUAGAACUGGCGGGAUCCAUCGCACAGCUGGGAGGACACAGAACUUUCAUCUCCACCCCAGCCCCACUGGUACGUCUCAAUUACAAAAACAUUCAGUUCAACCUGCAUAUUUAAGAGCAAAAGUAGCCAAAAGGAAUUGAAAUAUCUGGAGGAAAAGGAAUUUUCACCAAGAUAUGUCCUCUCCCUCCCCUAGAGUUUGGGGGCUUCUGCUUUUUCAUUGUGUUGUUCUCAUCUGCAUCACACCAGUCUCUUCUGCUAAGCCUGUCACAGAACCGAAGUCUGGACCCGAAAGGCAGCCGCACCGAGCGAUGGGGACAGCUCACAUUGCCCUGACCGCAUAAUUGUGGCGUCGGUAGCUUCCCAAAUACUGUAUGUACCUUGAACAAGGGUUCUCGUUUUGUUUUUAUUAGUAGCCUAAGGGAAUUAAAAGUUUUUAUUUGCUAUUUCCUUUGUUGUAUUUUCUGUACUAUAACUGUCUACAGUAUGUCUUUUGCAUAAAAUGCAUAAGGGUUUGGGGAUGUAAAUGGAAUUUUAUUCAUAUUUUGUCCAAAUACCUCUUGUAAUUUGUAUCAAAAUUCUUGUACAAUUUUUAUAUUAAAGAUUUAUCAGUCACUG